Suillus bovinus is the source of this 831-nucleotide messenger RNA. RefSeq lists its product as uncharacterized. The coding region runs from base 1 to 831 and encodes 276 amino acids. The record is from RefSeq and is a predicted model, not a curated record. The transcript has 3 exons. NCBI's taxonomy places the organism in Eukaryota, Fungi, Basidiomycota, Agaricomycetes, Boletales, Suillaceae.
AUGCCAUAUCCUCUGCGCCCCGACCACUGCUUCACAGAAAGACUUACGGACCUUGUGUCCCGUCAGCCACGUGACUCGAAGGAUGCGAAGAAACGUCACGCUUCGCAUCCGAGUCACGCGGACACAAUCCUCUUUCUUACUCUCAUUAGCUCAUUGUCGUCAACAUCCCGCUCGGUCUUUCAUCCAUCGUUAUACGAUACCCUUACCAUUACCAACUUGUGGACCCUUUUUUCUCUCGUUAUAUCUUCAUAUUUCCACCUCGCCGUACCCAGAGCAGUCAAACGAGCUACGAAACUCUCGUCACUCCUGCGCAAACCUUCUUGCUUACGAGCAACAUUCAUUCAAUAUUCUCGUACUCUCUUUCGCAUUCCUUAUUUCGACUCUCACACAUUCCCCUCAGAGCUCGAACCAGCCUUACACGAGCCAGAGCUUGUCCUCCAGCGUAAGGUCAAUCGCCUUCGAAGGAGGCGCUUUUGGGCUGCGGGAGUUAAUGACAUUUUCGCUGUCGAUCAACACGACAAGUGGCUAAGGUAUGGUCUCGGCCUCCAUACAGGCAUCGAACCGUUCUCCGGUAGGAUUAUGUGGAUGUGGGUAUGGCACUCAAACCGGAACCCACAGCUGAUCCUCAGCUAUUAUCUCGACACACUCGACACACUCGGGCAUAUGCCCAUGGUGACGCAAAGCGACCCAGGGUCGGAAAAUUUCGGCAUUGCUAAUGCACACACAACGCUCCGCCAAUGGCACGAUCCCGCGCUACAGGGCACUUUGCAACAUCGCUGGAUGCGACAUAAGAAGAACGUCAUGCCCGAAAUAACGUGGUCUCAAAUGUGA